This is a messenger RNA of Hibiscus syriacus, 1027 nucleotides long. Its product is annotated as protein MIZU-KUSSEI 1-like. The transcript has a single exon. The coding region runs from base 57 to 809 and encodes 250 amino acids. NCBI's taxonomy places the organism in Eukaryota, Viridiplantae, Streptophyta, Magnoliopsida, Malvales, Malvaceae. Gene Ontology annotation, biological process: hydrotropism. The record is from RefSeq and is a predicted model, not a curated record.
CUCUUUCUCUUCAAGGCUCUUUUGUUCUCCUUCUUUUCCAUAUCUUAAAACCAGUCAUGGCAACGAGAAGAACCUCUCAAGACACCUCCAAAAGGCACCUCCAUUGGACCAUAAAAGUCGGAACCGAAGAAAACCAAGCCCGGUCUUUCAAGUCCGAGGAGGAAGAGACCAACGGAAGAAGAACAGCUCUUAAAACCCAUGCAAUUUCCCUGCCGACACCGCGGAAGAAGAAGCUUCCUUCAGCCGCCUCGGUUUCCAUCGCCAGGCUACGAUCCGUCGUGUCGGAUCUUCGGAGGAGCCGUUCGGGGCUGCUGUUCGGCCUCGGUUCACGAUUGAUCGGCACUCUCUUCGGUUACCGCCGUGGACACGUUCAUUUCGCUUUGCAGAAAGAACCCAAUUCCCCGCCGGCGUUCCUCGUCGAACUCGCCACGCCGAUAAGCGGUCUGGUCCGAGAAAUGGCGUCCGGGCUGGUCAGGAUCGCCCUCGAGUGCGAUAAACGCAGAGAAGGAGACCGUAACGUGAGGUUACUCGAAGAGACCGUUUGGAGAACGUAUUGCAACGGAAAGAAAUGCGGGUUCGCAACCAGAAGAGACACCGGAGCUAAUGAACGUACAAUUCUUAAAGCCGUGGAACCAAUCUCCAUGGGAGCCGGAGUUCUACCGGCGACCGAAGCCGAAGGUGGCGAACUCAUGUACAUGAGAGCCACGUUCGAGAGAAUCGUGGGGUCGAGAGAUUCUGAAGCUUUUUACAUGAUGAAUCCCGACAGCAACGGUGCUCCUGAACUUAGUGUUUAUUUGCUUAGAGUUUGAUGCUUCCGCCAUGGAAGAUCUGAGAGCUAAUCUUCUAGUUUCUGUUCAAGGUUUGCUUUGUAGGGGAGAAAUCGGAAGCUUGGGUUAUAAUUUUACUAGUGGUUUGGGUUAGUUUAGGUGAGAGGAGGGAAAUUACAUUAUAACAUGUUGACGAUGGUAGGUUGGGGUCUUAAAGCUGUGUAUAUGUAUUGACUUUGUUUUUUUCUUCCAUGUUUGAU